GCCUGAAUGUCAUCAGCACCAUGAAUGAAAAGUUGCUGGAAAUGAGUGUGAAGAAAUAUGAUCCCUCAGACCCUGCCUAUGCCUAUGCCCAGCUGACCCACGAUGAGCUGAUCCAGCUGGUGCUCAGGCAGAAGGACACCAUCAGCAGGAAGGAGCUGCAGGUGCGGGAGCUCGAGGAUUACAUCGACAACCUGCUGGUCAGGGUGAUGGAGGAGACCCCCAACAUCCUCCGUGUUCCCAUGGCUGGGAGCAGGAAGGCUGGCAAGAUGUGAGGGAUCUGGGGUAUCAGUGAGCAAGGACUCAAUUCCCCCAGAGGAGGGUGAGGAGCUGCUCUGCAGCAGGUGCUGCUGGUUGUGCUUCUCACAGAAAAUGACCUUUUUCCUGUUUCUGCCUUGAGCAACCCUGGGAUUGAUUAAUAGCUCCAUCAGGUGUUGUAAUGAAGUCACCUUAUCAUAUUUAUUUUUUGUUUUCUUCCCCUUAUUUGGGAAGAUCAGGCAUUAACCCAAAGGCUGGUUGUGAUGGGAAGGAGGAGGGUUUUUGAUGUGUUUUGCUUCCCAGCAAGGCACUGAUGAUCCUUUAGGAAGAUUUUUUUUUUAAUUAUUUUGUUUUUUAGCAGCUUUGAUAGAUCAUUUACUUUUCUUCCCUCAUCUGAAGUUGUAGUGCAAUAUAAAUCCUUGUACAGUAGAGCUUGAGGAUUUGACUGUUUUUAAAAUAAUAAUAAUUACCUACACUGGAGAAGUCCAAAGAUGUCCCAGCUUCAGGCCUGGGCUGUAAUUUAAAAGGAAUUAUUGCCCUGAAAGUUGACCAUAAGCUGACCAAAUCUCACUUCAUCUCAUCAAGUGGACAUUCCCAAGGGAAAGUUCACAGGUUUUCUGGAGUAGGAGCCAUUGAGGUUCCUGGUACGUUUCUGCCAUAGGAAUGGCAUCAAUGGAUUGGGCCAAGGGUACAUUUUAACUCAAGUUCUUCUCUUGGUGUCUCAAAGUUUCUGCUCUGGAAGUUGUUCACAGGAGGCUCUGUGCCCUGGAGCAGGGCUGGCUCUCACAUCUGUGGGAGUUCUGUGCCCAUUUCCCUCUUACAUUCAUUCAGGACACAGAAAUGCUUUGGCUGCUGGAGCUGGGGUGACCUUGAACACCUUUCCAAGGUGAGCAGUUUUGCAGAAAGUGCUUCUUGUUGUCAUUGCAGAGAGGGGAGGGAGCACUGGGGCUCCCCUGCUCUGGUUCCUUGCUGCUCACACAAACCCUUGUGUGGCUGAGGCUGUGCUGGACAGCCCAGAGCUCCCUCUGUGCUUCAGGGGUGUUCUCCCCACCCUGUCAGACAGCAGCAACAGCUCAUGGCUGGGGAGCAGCCACCACAGCUUCCCCCACUGGGAACCACGUGGGGCUUUGUUUGCUCAGCUCUUGGGAAAGAUCAAAAAAUCAGAAGCCUUUUUGCAUCUCUGGGAUUUACCAGGGUAGGGAGAGUCCAUAAAAGUCUUAGAGGGAAGCUGGAAAACCAAGAGAGCAGGAAGGAAGGGACCAAAGCUUCAUGAGGACCAAAGCUUAAAGCUUUCCAGCCUUAAUUCUAUGGAAACAAACACUCCUACUUGUGGAAACUGUUGGGUUAUUGGGUCACUCCUGGCUCGGGGUGAGUUUCUAACUCAGGUUUUCUACAGCAAAGCACUUUAUUGAGCAGCUGGAUGGACUCUCACCCUGUGAGCAGUCUGCUUACAAUUGUCAUAAACCACUAGAAACUACUGGAGAUCUCAAAUACUGUAUUUUUGUGUGAGAAGCAGUUUAAUAUAUUUGCAUGGAGAUGUAAACAUUUAUUAGAAAAAUCAAAAAAAUGCUGUUAAUGACAUUUUUUAUUCCUGCUACCAAAGUCUGGAGCUUUACUGGCAGAGCUGUCCCUCGUGGGCAGCCUGACCUCAAACAAGCCUUAGGAGCUGAGUCUUGCAAGACUUCAGGUACUCUGAUCUCAUUUUAGUGUUAUUUGAGCAGUGAGGGCAUUCUCUCUUUUUUUUCCUGUCCUCCCUGCUCUGAAUGAAGGGUCUGAAACCUUGGUGGUGGUGCUGCUUUAAUUCUGAGUGGUGCUGGUUGGCUUUGCUGGAGCUGCUGCUGCCUCUCGUGCCUUCUGAGUGAGGAAGAUGAAGGAUUGAUUUGUUUCCUCCUCGUGCCUCUGCGGAUCUCUGGACAGAGGAUCCUAUACCUCACUGAUAAACUUGUAUUUCAGACUUUUUUCUGCUAGGAAGAGUGACUGCACAGAACCAAAGCAAUAAAUGAUAUGUGCUCUUGGCAGAGAUGGAGCCUUAACACUUGGAAUGGCCUCCCCUGGCUGGGGGAGCCUUUUUCAGCUGGUUCCAGCUGUGGCUGUUGGGUGGCUCUUGCCCCCAACAAUUGCUCUUCUCUCCUUUGGGUGGCUGCAGCUGUGGAGCCCAAAAGCAUCACCCAAGCCUUGUAGCUCAUUUUUAUUGGCAAUAAUUGUUAAAGUCUUCCUUUGGUGGGAAGGGACUGGCAUCUUGCAUCCUCAAGGGCCUUAAGAAUCAAAUACAUUGUUUUAUUACUGAAGGAUCUCAAUGCAUGUUCCCUGUUUGUACUCUCUGCUUUUAGCCCAGGUACUGUUUGUUUUUGAACACUUUUGGUUUUAUGGAACACUAAAAUAAACUCACCUUAAACUCAG
Oenanthe melanoleuca is the source of this 2655-nucleotide messenger RNA. Its product is annotated as rab11 family-interacting protein 1-like. Bases 21 to 272 code for a protein of 83 amino acids. Gene Ontology annotation, biological process: regulated exocytosis. Gene Ontology annotation, cellular component: intracellular membrane-bounded organelle. The record is from RefSeq and is a predicted model, not a curated record. Gene Ontology annotation, molecular function: small GTPase binding. The transcript has 2 exons. NCBI's taxonomy places the organism in Eukaryota, Metazoa, Chordata, Aves, Passeriformes, Muscicapidae.